UCGCAUAACAUGCAUGGUUACGUGUUUUCGAGAUUUUGAGGUGUUGUCAUUGCAUUCCGUAGUUUGUUCGAACGCAAGGAUGCAUCUUUCACAACUUCUUUUUUAAACAGAAUUGUAGAGGUGUUCCUUAAACCUUCGUCUACCACGACAAAGUUAAAGCCGCGUACUUACACCCGAAUUCGGCAUUUCCAGCGGAGCUUCGCAUUUAUGUGCUACUAGCUAACAGUACGCCAUGGAAGAGAAGAAGGAGGAGGGGGAAGCGGAGAUUCAAGAACACGGCCCCGAACAUUGGUUCUCCAAAUGGGAACGACAGUGUCUGGCCGGGGCCGAGCAAGACGAUCCGAACGAGGAAGAGAGCGAUCAGAGCCAACAGAAACUAUGGCACCUCUUUCAAAAUUCAGCCACCGCGGUUGCACAACUCUACAAAGAUAGAGUAUGCCAACAACAAGGCCUCUCUCUCUGGGUGCCCUUCCAGAAUGCAGCCACAGCUGUCACUAACCUGUAUAAAGAGAGUGUGGAAGCCCAUCAACGAAGCUAUGAUCUCGGUAUCCAGAUUGGCUACCAGCGCAGAAAUAAGGAAGUACUUGCAUGGGUGAAGAAACGCAGAAGAACCAUCAGGCGAGAGGACCUCAUCAGUUUCCUGUGUGGCAAAGUCCCACCCCCACGGAACACUCGUGCCCCCCCAAGAGUUGCCAUGGUGUCAACAAGCCGACCAUCGCCUCCGGAUACGGGCAGCUCUGUGGAGACAGAUUUGCAGCCUUUCAGAGAGGCUAUUGCACUACAUGGCCUGAGCGGAGCCAUGGCAAGCAUUUCUGUGCGAUCAGGUGCUCCUGGUUCCCCAACACACCCUGCUCAAUCGCUCAGUCGUCGUAGAAAUGGUCUUCAUGAUGUUGACCUCAACACGUUCAUCGCUGAGGAGAUGGCACUUCACUUGGAUGCUACAGCCAACCGCAAACGGGGACCUGCUGCCUGUAGUGAUGUCAUCACAGACUCACCAACGCACAAACGCAACAGGAUGCUCUGAACUCUCCCUUAUCCUUUUCACUCAACUUCUCAACACCUAUCCUUUCUUUGUCCUCUCCUCUGUGGCCUAAUGGACAACUGAUGAGGAGUGAUACCUUGGCCAUAAAAUUGAACCCCCCCCCACCACACACACACACCCUUCAUCUUUGUUGCAGUGCUACCACAAAUAAUGAAAAACUAAACUAUCAACAAUCCAAUCAUUUUCCCCUCUUUUCCUCACGCCCUGCUUCUGUUUUUUUCCCCCACUAUCCACACCCAAGUAGAAAACUAUAUUGUGACGUCUCCCUUUUUAGUUUUCUUGAAUAGAUCUGAUAGGAUUGUAAGGGAAAGCAGUGCACACUUGGGAAUUUGAUAGAGCAGAAUGUUGUAUUUGGAGCUAAUUUGUCUGGCCAGGUUCAUUUGCGCCACAUCUUAAAAAUAAAAACUUGGCAAAUUGUAUCAUUUUCUCCUCUUCCCUUAUAAUUCCUCCCUUUUUAUUCCUUGAAUGCUUCAGUUUACUUCCUCCAUCCUUCUAUUUGGUGGAAUGCUGGCCCAGCCAGAAUGGACUGGAACCUGGGGCACAUUGGGUGGUUCUUGCUGGGUCUAGAGAGGCCACACUGCCUUCCUAUUUGUUACCCCUUCCCUCAAAACGCUUGUCAGCGUGUGUAUCUCAAUCUGCUGCUGCUCUUAGUCUUUGUGUAUUUGACAGCAAAACUGCCACUUACUGUGUUGUACUCUCUCAUCUUUGCCUUCGAGGACGCUGCUGCCCCUGCUUGUUGUCCGGCAAUGAGCGUUUGCACAUGAGUAUGUGCGUGCAGGGUUCUGGUGCACUCAUAUAUGACUGAAUUAUGAUUUUUUUUUUUCUUAGCUCAAGCAUCUCAUAGCUAAUCCACCUCUUCACUUGGGUUUGAUCACAAAGAAGGGCAGACUAAGUUACAAAGCUAAUAAUCCCUAACAAGCAGACUCCAUUAGCUGAUAUUUUUGAAAAGCGAAAUUAUGAUUGAAAUGUGAUUUUAUUUACUUGCAAAAAAAAAACAAAAAAAAUCCUGCACUAAAGCUAACUUAAAUAAACAAACAGGACCCUCUUUAGGCUCUUGAAAAAGUGUACUUGUACAUGAAACUAAAUUGUACCUUCAGAUUCCCACCAUUACUCAAAAUGGGAAUCUGCAAAAUCUAAAUUUGAAAUCUUUCAGAUUGAAAAUAUUUUUGAUUCAGGUUUGGCUGUUGCUUUGUCAGUCCUUGCAUAAUGAGCUCUGACAAUCACUACCAGAAUUUUUCAACUUCGUUUUUACUUUUUUGUAUGAGUGGUACUAUUUUGUUUACAUUUGGAUUAAUUGGUGCAUAAAGUGGCUGCUUUAGUAGAUGCAAGUGCAUUGCCGUCCUUCUAUCUCCUGAAGUUAUGCAAGAAUCAUCCAGCUGUCAUACUUGCAGUUCUACCUUUAAACCUAGAAAUUAGAAGGGGCCAAUACCUGUGAUGUCUUUCUUGAGUUUGUUUAGCUUGAUCAUCUGUUAUUGGGUGGGAUGGCUCGGUAUGACUUAUGGCACUUCCUGCUAACUAGGAGAGUGAACCGCUAUUUCCAAAUACUGCUUUGUGAUACAGCCUUGUCUAAUUGUGUAAAUAACAUGUAGGUGCUGUUAUGAUUAUAUAUAUGUGGUACAUAAUGUAAAAAGAAAAACAUGCAAACCCACUGGGACAUACAUGUACAUUCAUUCUGGCAUUAAAGAAUAAAAAGUUUAACAAUU
This is a messenger RNA of Lampris incognitus (smalleye Pacific opah), 2745 nucleotides long. It is a transcript of the gene hapstr1b, whose product is annotated as HUWE1 associated protein modifying stress responses b. The coding region runs from base 233 to 1024 and encodes 263 amino acids. The transcript is spliced from 4 exons. The record is from RefSeq and is a predicted model, not a curated record. Lineage: Eukaryota; Metazoa; Chordata; Actinopteri; Lampriformes; Lampridae.